Messenger RNA from Plasmodium inui San Antonio 1, 195 nucleotides. RefSeq lists its product as hypothetical. NCBI's taxonomy places the organism in Eukaryota, Apicomplexa, Aconoidasida, Haemosporida, Plasmodiidae. The coding region runs from base 1 to 195 and encodes 64 amino acids. The record is from RefSeq and is a predicted model, not a curated record. The transcript has a single exon.
AUGCAGCCUGAGGAGGAUCCAAGAAAUAUCCGAAUCAACACCGAAGUAUUAGGAACGAAUAGCACCGAGAAUCCAACCCACGGAAAUCCCACUCCUAUCAGGGCGCAAAAGACCAACGGCCCAAGGCAGGUACAGGAAAAUCCACACCUCAGCAGGGGACUAAACCACAGAGCCAUACAAAAACAACAGCCUUAA